AUGAAAGGUGUGAUGAGGUACGGGAAGAAAGGGAAAUUAAGCCCAAAGUACAUAGGGGCUUAUGAGAUCAUUCAGAAAGUGGGAAAAGUGGCUUUUAAGUUGGAUUUGCCUAACGAGCUUGAAAGGGUUCACAAUGUGUUCCAUGUGAGCCAAAUUCGAAAGUAUAUUCUUAAUGUGACACAUGUGUUACAACCAGAAACCAUUGAGAUGGAUGAGAAUUUGACUUAUGAGGAAAGACCAGUAAAGAUUCUUGACUCUAAGGUCAGGAGCACAAGGAACAAUGAUGUGAGCAUUGUGAAAAGUGGGCCUAGCAUGCGUUUAUACGGCUCUGGUGACCUGCGAGCCCGUUUUGAAAGUUUGUCCGAGCUUGCAAAAGAGAUUGUGGCACUUUUUGGGAUUGACUCCCAGCAGGCGGCUCUUCGGGAUUUAUCAAGUCAGCCUGCAUCGUCAGCUUUCCUCCGUGGAUUGCUGGAGUUUUGGUAG
Messenger RNA from Chenopodium quinoa (quinoa), 483 nucleotides. RefSeq lists its product as uncharacterized. The coding region runs from base 1 to 483 and encodes 160 amino acids. NCBI's taxonomy places the organism in Eukaryota, Viridiplantae, Streptophyta, Magnoliopsida, Caryophyllales, Amaranthaceae. The transcript is spliced from 2 exons. The record is from RefSeq and is a predicted model, not a curated record.